GUAUGUUACAAAACCUACCUGAAUCGUGGCUGAGCAUCUGCCCCACCCCUUGUGUGUGAUUUUGGCGCUGUUUGGAGGGGGCGGGUUUAAAACGCGAUUUUUACUAGGCUGUUCCAAUCGCAGAUGUUCAGCCUAGUAAAUCAUUAACGGAGAAUCGCUGCAAGACCCGGUCGCAAAAGCUAUUAUUAGUUUUAUAGGCCUCGAAUAAUAGAUAUAAUAGUUUUAAAAGCUCUCGUUCACUCCGCAACCUCUCGCAGCCCCAGGGUUUUAUAAAGCAAACUAUUAAAGAAUCUUGAUUUGAAUUUUAAAAAUGGCCUCGCUGUGUCACCGCGCAUGCAACAGGUGGACUUCACUGAGAGUUUUUGGUCUCCUUUUCUCUUCCAACCCAGAGGUGAAGGUGAUGCCUGCAGCAUCAUACAGCCUUCAUCCUCCAACUGGUGCAGGCGGACAUCGGUGUUUCCUCGUUCAAAAGCGCUGGAGGUUGACACAUUUUAGCUUCAGCUCCUCAGCACCAGGCUCGCCACCCAGUGAAGAAGCUGACUCGGUGCAGUUCGUAGACAACAGUCCGUUGCAAAAUACAAAGCACAACCAGGGCCGAACCGAACUGUCCGCACCGGAUGACAGCUUACUACCCAUAGUAUUUGAUGAUGUCCCACUACCGUCGGUGUUUGAGGAAAUAUCUGACGAGGAAGCUUUACACAUUGAGGCGAGCCCACCACUCCCUCCAACCUCUUUCACGCUUCGUGACUACGUGGACAGGUCCGAGACUCUGACCAAGCUGGUGCUUCUAGGUGUCGACCUGUCCAAACUACAAAAGCGACCAAAUGUGGCCAAUAUGCUAUUGCGACUGGAUUUUGACCGAGACGUAAAAGAUCGACUUCUGUUCCUGAAGGAUGUAGGUGUAGAAGAAGAAUUGCUCGGAGCAUUCCUCACAAGGAAUCCCUUCAUCCUCACUGAAGACUUGGAGAAUUUACAGAAGAGGGUACAAUAUCUGCAAUCGAAGAAAUUCAGCACAGCAGCCAUUUCACGGAUGGUGUCAGGAGCUCCGUAUUUGUUAAAUUUCAGCGUGGAAAGACUGGACAACAGGUUGGGAUUCUACCAGAAAGAACUAGGACUAAGUACACAGAAGACUCGAGAUCUGGUCAUUCGACUCCCUAAAUUGCUGACUGGUAGCUUGGAGCCAGUCAAGGAAAAUCUUAGAGUUUGUCGGAUUGAGUUGGGCUUUCGUGAGAAUGAAAUCCAGCAAAUGGUCACGUGUGUCCCUAAGCUACUCCUUGCCAGCAAGAGUAAAGUGACUAGAUUGUUCGAUUACCUGCACAAUACAAUGGGCAUUCCUCACCAUCUGAUCACAAAGUUUCCUCAGGCUUUCAAUGCAAAGUUUUUGAGGAUAAAAGAUCGACACCUGUUUCUCCAGCAUGUGGGCCGGGCCCAGUAUGACCCAUCUCAGCCCAACUACAUUCCCCUGGAUAAACUGGUGGCAACGCCCGACGAUGUAUUUUGUGUGACGUUAGCAAAAGCCAUGUUGUCAGACUUUGAGACGUUCCAAAAAACGCUCUAAAUUAUUUACGUGGCUUCGUGGACUGGGCGGCAUGGUGGCGCGGCAGGUAGAGUUGCUGCCUCACAGUGUCAGUGACCCGGGUUCCAUCCUGACAGCGGGUGCAGCCUGUGCAGGGUUUGUAUGUUCUCCUGGUGACCGCCUGGGAUAUCUCCGGGUGCUCCGGUUUCAAUAGACAAUAGGUGCAGGAGUAGGCCAUUCGGCCCUUCGAGCCAGCACCGCCAUUCAAUGUGAUCAUGGCUGAUCAUCCUUAAUCAGUACCCCCUUCCUGCCUUCUCCCCAUAUCCCCCGACUCCAUUAUCUUUAAGAGCCCUCUCUUGAAAGUACCUAGAUAACCGGCCUCCACCGCCCUCUGAGGCAGAGAAUUCCACAGACUCACAGCUCUGUGUGGAAAAAGUGUUUCCUCAUCUCCAUUCUAAAUGGCUUACCCCUUAUUCUUAAACUGUGGCCUCUCGUUCUGGACUCCCCCAACAUCGGGAACAUGUUUCCUGCUUCUAGCGUGUCCAAACCCUUAAUAAUCUUAUAUGUUUCAAUAAGAUGCCCUCUCAUCCUUCUAAAGUAUAUAGUGUAUCCUCAUCUCCGUUCUAAAUGGCUUACGCCUUCCUCCCUAACAGCAAAGACGCACAGGUUUGUAGGUUAAUUGGCUUCUGUAAAUUCCCCCUGGAAUGUAGGAUCAAACUAGUGCAUCGGGUGAUUGCUGGUCGGCACUGCCUCGGUGGGCCGAAGGGCCUGUUUCCAUACUGUACCUCUAAACUAAACUAAUAACUGAAGAACAGUACAGCACAGGAGCAGGCCCUUCGACCCCCAAUGUCCAUGCUGAACAUGAUGCCAAGAUAAGCUAACCUUAUCUGUCAGCAUGUGAUCUAUGUCCCUGCGUAUCCAUGUACCUAUCCAAAGACCUCUUCAAUGCAGUGGUUCAAGUGUACUUUGUUUGCCAAAGGAAGUUGAGGUGCAGUGAAAUUCAUUUUGAAUAGAGUCCAGUAUAGGUAUCACUGUACCCAAGCACUAAAAUACAUCUUGGAUAAGCAUCCUGGAUACAGUGCAAGUGUACACUAAUUGUACCAAGACGGUAUACAGAGUCUGUACCAAUUUCAAGUCUCAGUUGUUAAUGGGCCUGUCCCAUUUAGGCGAUUUUUUGGGCGACUACAGGCGACUGCCGCAAAAUUUUCAACAUGUUGAAACAUUUUCGACGACAGUGGUGACAAUUUUUGCUGUCGUAGGUUGACGAAGGUGUUGUCGUAGGUUGUCGCCAAGUGUUGUAGGUGGAUUCCAUUAAAACUAGUCGGUUGGCAGUCGCCAAAAGUGUCGUCGAAGUGGGACAGGCUCUUAAGUGCUUCGCCACACUCUGCAGCUGCAGGCUGUAAGCCACUAUCCCAUACCCCACAACCACCACUGGCCUCUGGCUGUGUGCGUUCCAGGUACCAAACCUUUCUCUGUGUAAAAACUGGCCUUUCACACCUCAUUAGACAAUAGGUACAGGAGUAGGCCAUUCGGCCCUUCGAGCCAGCACCGCCAUUCAAUGUGAUCAUGGCUGUUCAUCCCCAAUCAGUACCCCGUUCCUGCCUUCUCCCUAUAUCCCCUGACACUGCUAUUUUUACGAGCCCUAUCUAGCUCUCUCUUGACAGCAUCCAGAGAACCUGCCUCCACCGCCCUCUGAGGCAGAGAAUUCCACAGACUCACAACUCUCUGUGAGGAAAAAAUGUUUCCUUGUCUCUGUUCUAAAUGGCUUACUCCUUAUUCUUAUCCUUACUCCUUGAAAUGUUGUCGCCCUCUCACCAGACAGACCCUCUGGCCUUUGACCUUUCCACCUUGGGAAAGAGGUUCUGUCUGCCUAACCUAUCGAAGCUUCUAAUAGUAAACCUAGAAGCAUAGAAAAUAGAUGCAGGAGUAGGCCAUUCGGCCCAAGUCAGGACCGCCAUUCAAUAGGAUCAUGGCUGGCCAUCCUAUAAGCCAUGAUCAUAUUGAAUGGCGGUGCUGGCUCGAAGGGCCAAAUGGCCUACACCUGCAUCUAUUUUCUGCUUACUAUUAGAGAGCGAUCUACCUCUCCAUAUUUGCUGACGACACACAGUGCCCUCCAUAAUGUUUGGGACAAACACCCAUCAAUUAUUUGCUUCUGUACUCCAAAAUUUGAAAUUUGUAAUAGAAAAAAAUCACAUGUGGUUAAAGUGCACAUUGUCAGGUGUUAAUGAAGGCUAUUUUUAUACAUUUUGGUUUCACCAUGUAGAAAUGGCAAUAGUGUUUAUACAUAGUCUCCCCCCAUUUCAGGGCACCAUAAUGUUUGGGACACAACAAUGUCAUGUAAAUGAAAGUAGUCUUAUUUAGUAUUUUGUUGCAUAUCAUUGGCAUGCAAUGACUGCUUGAAGUCUGUGAUUCAUGGACAUCACCAGUUGCUGGGUGUCUUUUCUGGUGAUGCUCUGCCAGGUUUGUAUUGCAGCCACCUUUAGUUUAUGCUUGUUUUGGGCGCUAGUCCCCUUCAGUUUUCACUUCAGCAUAUAAAAGGCAUGUUCAAUUGG
Messenger RNA from Leucoraja erinaceus (little skate), 4068 nucleotides. RefSeq names its product mitochondrial transcription termination factor 3 (gene mterf3). Gene Ontology annotation, biological process: regulation of DNA-templated transcription; mitochondrial ribosome assembly. The coding region runs from base 311 to 1558 and encodes 415 amino acids. The record is from RefSeq and is a predicted model, not a curated record. The transcript is spliced from 8 exons. Gene Ontology annotation, cellular component: mitochondrion. Gene Ontology annotation, molecular function: double-stranded DNA binding. NCBI's taxonomy places the organism in Eukaryota, Metazoa, Chordata, Chondrichthyes, Rajiformes, Rajidae.